AUGGCGAAAUCCACAGCGCAACAGGUUCAGAUUAGGGAAUCGAAUGGGAAUAAUGUUGUAAUGAAGACUAAAACGAAGAGGACUCGGAGGAGUGUUCCAAGAGAUUCUCCCCCUCAACGGAGCUCGAUUUAUCGCGGCGUUACUAGGCAUCGUUGGACGGGGAGAUAUGAAGCUCAUUUGUGGGAUAAGAAUUGCUGGAAUGAAUCGCAGAACAAGAAAGGAAGACAAGGUGCAUACGACGACGAGGAAGCAGCAGCCCACGCUUACGACCUCGCAGCUCUAAAAUAUUGGGGCCAAGAAACCAUUCUUAAUUUUCCGCUAACCACGUACCAAAAAGAGCUGAAGGACAUGGAGGGCCAAUCAAGAGAAGAAUACAUCGGGUCCUUGAGAAGAAAAAGCAGUGGGUUUUCUCGGGGGGUUUCUAAAUACAGAGGCGUUGCUAGACACCAUCACAAUGGUAGAUGGGAAGCUCGGAUUGGCAGGGUGUUUGGCAACAAGUAUCUCUAUCUUGGAACAUAUGCGACGCAAGAAGAAGCAGCUACGGCGUACGAUAUCGCAGCCAUAGAAUACCGUGGACUUAACGCCGUUACCAAUUUCGACCUAAGCCGUUACAUCAAAUGGCUAAAACCAAGUAACGACGUCGUUUACGACAACAACCAACUCGACCUAGCCCUCUUCCCAUCGGACCAAAACCAAAGCAGCACCGAUUCAGCGACGCCCGAACCAAUCGCCUUACCCCCUUCGCACCGAUCGACCACCUCCACCACCAACACCACCACCACCACCACGUCAGCUCUCGGCCUCCUCCUCCAAUCUUCCAAGUUCAAGGAAAUGAUGGAGAUGAACUCCGCGGCGGAGUGUCCUUCGACGCCGUCGUCAUCGGAGCAGCUCGAACAGCGGCGAUGUUUAUUUCCGGACGAUGUCCAGACUUUCUUUGCGUGUGAGACCUCGGGAUCUUACUGCUAUGGAGAAGCGGAUGAUGCAAUGUUUAGCGACUUCAAUUCUUUCGUUCCGCCGCCGCUAUCGCAUUACGAUUUCGUCGAUUAGAAGGAAUGCGAUGGGGAGAAUAAUUAAUUGAUUGUCUGGAACAUUCGUUUUAGAAUUAGAUUGAGGACUUUUUAGCAUUUGUUGAUUAUUACAUACAUAUACAUAUAUAUAUAUAUAUAUAUAUAUAUUUUUUUUUUAAUUUGACGAAAGAAUGAUUGAUAUACCGAUGAAAUUGUGGUUAUGAUUCAUGUCAAUGGCUACAAACUGUAUUCAACUCU
Messenger RNA from Cucumis melo (muskmelon), 1265 nucleotides. RefSeq names its product AP2-like ethylene-responsive transcription factor At1g16060. The coding region runs from base 1 to 1047 and encodes 348 amino acids. Gene Ontology annotation, biological process: regulation of DNA-templated transcription. Gene Ontology annotation, molecular function: DNA binding; DNA-binding transcription factor activity. The record is from RefSeq and is a predicted model, not a curated record. NCBI's taxonomy places the organism in Eukaryota, Viridiplantae, Streptophyta, Magnoliopsida, Cucurbitales, Cucurbitaceae. The transcript is spliced from 8 exons.